Messenger RNA from Fusarium sp. VM40, 1491 nucleotides. NCBI's taxonomy places the organism in Eukaryota, Fungi, Ascomycota, Sordariomycetes, Hypocreales, Nectriaceae. The record is from the annotation of a GenBank genome assembly.
AUGCGAUCAAUUUCAUCUGUGGCCUUGAGCUUCUCUCUGGUGUCUGGCGCCUGUUCUCUGGCUGUCGCACCGAGACCUCAUCUCGCUCUGCGAAGCGAUGGGUCUGAUGAACCCCAGCUCAAGAUUCCUGGUCUGCCUUUGCCCAACGCCACCAAGUCUUACUGGCAGGAUCCUCCUCACAAAAUCGCAAACCUGCGCACCACCAAGGAAUUAACAACAUCAGACACUUUCGAUUAUGUGAUCAUCGGGUCGGGUAUUUCAGGUGCCGCAACAGCCCAUAAGCUGCUGGACCGUGAUCCAAGCUUGUCAAUCUUGAUGCUCGAGGCGCGUACGGCCGCUUCAGGUGCCAGCGGCCGCAACGGUGGCCACUGCAAGGCUGGUAAUUACAAUGGUGUCAAGGCCUGGGUAGACACUUACGGCGAGGACGAUGCCCUUCGUCUCAGCAAUAUGGAGCAGGAUUGCGUGGACGAUGUUCGUCAAUUUGUGCGCUCACAUAACGUCUCGAGCGACUUCACCGACGUCGAAACGGCGAGUUUGUAUUGGACAAAAGACUCUUUCGACAAGGCUGUUGAGUCGAUUGAGUUUCAGCACAAACUGGAGAAGCGCAGACCCAACGAUGUCCCGAACAACAAGAGGACUAUUAUGAAAGGACAGAAGGCUCGUGAUUACUGGAAAUGGCCCGAGAUUGUUGGUGCCGUGACCUUCAAAGCCCACACUCAAAAUCCCUACCUCACUGUUUGUGCCAUGCUAGAGCACAGUUUGGACAAAGGCCUCAACCUGCAGACCAACACCAUGGCUCUCAAUCUCAAUCAGCUCGGAAAGAAGGGCAAAGAUGGAGCCAAGUGGGAGGUCAAGACCAAUCGAGGCACCGUCAAAAGCAAGAAUGUUGUACUCGCCACCAACGGCUUCACCAACGCCCUGCAUCCUGGCAUUGCCAGCACUAACUUCACCAUGCCUGUCAGAAACCAAGUUGCCGCCGUUACACCCAAUGCUACAACAUCAGGAAAUCGCGUCUUUGAGCGAAGCAACAGCGUGCCUGAUUUACACAGCGGUAACGUCUACAUCGCCGCUCGACCUCCGGGCUCAAAGGAUGAGGGUACCGUCGUCAUCGGUGGUUCCACACAAAUGUCGCCUACAAGGGAGAGAUUUAUCACAGAUGAUACAUCGAUCAACGACCAGAUCGCCUACGUUUUGCACGGCGCAGCACGUACGGUAUACGGAUACAAGAACUGGGGCGAGUCAUCAACCGUCAUUCAGGACUGGACGGGCAUCGUCUGCGAAACUCCUGAUGAGUUCCCUCUGGUCGGUGAAGUUCCGGCUGAGGAUGGCUUGUGGGCAAUUGUUUGUAUGAAUGGGCACGGUAUGGCAUGGGCUUAUCGAAGUGCUGAGGCAUUGGUCGAUAUGAUGACGACUGGAAAGACGCCGAAAUGGUUCCCUGAGCAGUUUAGAGCACAACGGGCUUGGAAAGUCAAGGGCAACGACGAGCUAUGA